UCGCGAACGUAGAUAGCCCACCCCUUAUCGACACGUGAUUUUGCACAUGACAUCAUGACGGAGGUUUGCCCUGUUUGCACAUGGUGCCUGUCACGUUCCUGGAAGCACUGCCAAUGCAACCUCUUGCCAACUUCAGCUCUGUCCCCCAUCGUCGCAUAUCGCUUCACACGGGCUUGCUUGUCUCGCCAUUAUCUCGCUCUGUGGAAUCUGUAUAUACUUUAUGUUAAUAUGGAUACAUAUGUGGGUUGACUUCCCUGUAACUGGCUAGCUGACUGUUCUCCGAUGCGGAGGCGUUUGUAAGCCUUCCACGUUCUGUUUCAAAUGGCGCGCCCAGAUAGGCGCGUUAAUUUAGCGGUUGCCAGGACUAUUCCGCCAUUUCUAUUGUGCGUAUGUGUAUAUGCAUGCUAUAUUGUCACCAAGCCGUUAUGCAUUGACUACCUGAUCCGCCCUCUCCCUAAAUAUUCCCGAGGCAGUCGAGUUGGCGCUGGCAUAGCCAUUCUCGUUAUCUUCUACAUACUCAUCGUUGUCGUCAUAAUAACAUAUCUCCGGCUGUUGUAUAAUAUCACCCGCAACCCCGGCUUCCUCCCCCGAUCGUCCCCGCCGACGAAGGAACAGCAAGAAACGGAACCGUCGGAACGCCCUCAACGCAGGAAGAGAAAGCAUCGAAGGACAAGAACUGCUGAGAAGCCAGAUAAGACGGAUAUAGACAUCGAAAGAGGUGCAGACGGCAACGCUGACGGUGGUGCAAUUCCUUUGGAUAUUACCGGGUUGGAAAGUUUUUAUACAAAAGAUGUUUUUGUUUGCCAAGAGGAUGGGAGACCACUUUAUUGCUCAACAUGUUGUCGCUACAAGCCAGAUAGAGCACAUCACUGUCGAGAGGUAGACAGAUGUGUGCUUAAGAUGGACCACUUUUGUCCUUGGGUAGGAGGCGUGGUUUCCGAAACAUCGUUCAAAUUCUUCAUACAAUUCGUGUUUUAUACUCUGAUAUUCUGCGGAUUCAGUCUGAUAAUAUGCGCAACCUUUACGGCAGAGAUCAUCCAAGAUACUGGGGGCGCAAACGUUCAUCUUGCCAUUGGUAUUGGACUGAGCUCCCUUUUCGGGCUUUUCUCCUUCGGAAUGACUAUCAGCUCCUUACAGCUCGCGAUGUGGAAUCUGUCCACAAUUGAGAACCUGAACCGUUGGUCUGCAGUCUGGACUCUGGCUAUACGCGUGCCAGAUCGUAUGCUGGCAAGGCUCGGCCCCGAGUCACGAUGGGCACCCACAUUCCGCACCAUAACAUACCCACUGCCACCUGUGCCUCUAUCUCCUGAAGCAGCAAGAGAUUACCAGCCACCAGAGAAGCAGCACGUCUUUGCCAUUCUCCAAACCUUACCUGGCGAAAAUCCUUUCGACCUCGGAAGCCCCUUCAAAAACCUCCAACAGGUCCUGGGGUAUUCCAUCAUCGACUGGUUCUUACCUCUCAAGCAAAGCCCAUGUGCAGACCGCACUACAGGGGACAGUUUCUACGAACUAGGACCGGUAGUGUCCCGUCUGAAAAAGGAGGCCGGACUAAAUCCUCCAUCCGAAUCCCAACCCACUACACAGAAUGACACCGAAAGAAAACACAAGCGAAGACGAAGUUCACAUAGACAAUCGCAAGAGUGACAAAUUGGUUAAUCCAUAGAUUUCAUCGUUUGUUCCAUCAUAUACUAGCGCCCGCAUUGACCUUCCCAACCACCCAUACCAGUUUCUCUUAUUGCCCUUUUAUUUUUGUAUUUUCUUGGAUACCACCAGUCCUUUUGGCUUUCCCGACUGGUGACAUUCUCCCUUUGCAUACAUAAAUAGCUUGGGCUCUAUUCUAUCCAUACAUAACUAAUACAGACUGAGAUCCUACCUCAC
This is a messenger RNA of Aspergillus eucalypticola CBS 122712, 1878 nucleotides long. RefSeq names its product DHHC family palmitoyltransferase. Gene Ontology annotation, cellular component: Golgi apparatus; endoplasmic reticulum. Gene Ontology annotation, biological process: protein targeting to membrane; peptidyl-L-cysteine S-palmitoylation. The record is from RefSeq and is a predicted model, not a curated record. Gene Ontology annotation, molecular function: protein-cysteine S-palmitoyltransferase activity. NCBI's taxonomy places the organism in Eukaryota, Fungi, Ascomycota, Eurotiomycetes, Eurotiales, Aspergillaceae. The transcript is spliced from 5 exons. The coding region runs from base 322 to 1644 and encodes 440 amino acids.